AUGGACCAGUUUCAUGCAGCUUGUAAAAGCCUCUUGCCGAGGCCGGACUGCUUCUCUGGAAUCUUCGAACUCCUCCGUGGCAGCAGCCAUGUGCCACCUCCGUCCUCAGGGGAGUCCUCAGGCUCACUCUUGAGGAGCUUUUGUGACGAAGUCUUGGGCGGCGGAGCAUCACUGGGAAGCCUUUAUGCCUACCUAGACCUGACACAGGCGCUGCUCAUGCUUCGGCCAACCUGCCGAGCAAUUGCUGCUGCUGCAAAGGGGCACCCACGGCUACGCAGCCCUUUGGUGGUGGAUGUGCAGGACAUUGAGGACUUGCUCAGCCAGAUGUGCAACUGGCCAAAAGGGGUUCUCAUCAGACAGGUGGUUGCAGCAGCAAAUCCACCGGAGGCGAUCUUGAAGAAGGUUACUCAGCUGCUGCGCGCCGCUCAAUCUGUGUACAAGGAGCUGGGAACUGGGUAUUUGCACAAGUUGGCACUGCCGCUGGGUGUCCCGAAUGCGACGCUGCGCAUGUGGGUGAGGCUGGGCGUGCUCAACCAACUACGGGAGCUGCAUCUGCUGGGCAGGGGUGGGCCAUCUGAUGCAGGCCUCACAUACUUGGCACGCUGUUGCCAGAAGCUCCAGCAUUUGACCCUCUUGGGCGGGAGCAGCUCUGCAGCAUCCUCCUUGCUCUUGCAGGCUCAGUCCAAAGGCACCUUGAGUGAUGACUGGUGGCGAGGCUUCCGAUGCACAAGGCUUUGCAUUUUGCCGAGACUUCAACAAGCCCGGCUGAAGGGUCUUUCUGUACAAAGAGUACCAUCGUGGUUCUGUGGACAGUGGAGUCCAACAAUGCCGACCUGGGGCCACGAGGUGCAUUACUAUGAUUCCUUGGGCCGGUUUGUUUGCAUGCGAAACAGCAUCAUUGAGCGCGUUGGCGUGGUACGUUCUCUUCUUCCUUCACAAGUUGGGAACUGGUGGGAGUUGGACGUGACCUUCUUGGCCCGUCAGGAUUCUCCCAGCCAGCUGAUCUUGCUUCUUCCUGUUGGUCCUCCGGGUGAAGCCCCGGCAACUCUGGAGUCCUGGGCGGGUCUUCAAAAGGAACCCUCCAGUGUAGUACGUGGUGCCAUUGUUGGGCCCAGCGACGGGGUCCGGGAUCGACCACGGAAGUUUCCGCAUCCAGGGCCUGGUCACGAGUGGAGGAGAAUUAGCCGUCAGUGCAGCAUCGAAGACAUCUUGCCAUGGGGUAUACAAGAGUGGGCGGAGGCUGCAAUAUCCUCGGGUGCUGAUGAUUCGGUGAGCAUGUUCUUUGAGGGUGCUAGCAGCGAUGAGGAAGUUGAAGAGAGUGUCUUUGUCUGGAAAUUGAGACGACUGGGAACACGAAGCUGCUAG
This is a messenger RNA of Durusdinium trenchii, 1365 nucleotides long. The record is from the annotation of a GenBank genome assembly. Lineage: Eukaryota; Dinophyceae; Suessiales; Symbiodiniaceae.